ACGAAAACUCGACGUGGAAUUGUCAGACAGUGAAACCAAACGAGACCAUAGCAGAAAAAGAACAGACGGGAUAAUACAGAUAAACAUCCAGGUUUAAAAUUGUAGAUACUCUCAAGAUGGUAGACAUAAAGAUCGUUUCGACUGUGUUAAAGUUUGCUCAAAUUUGCCCACUGGUAAUAGGAAUGGGCUUUAUGGCUCAUUUUACCAAGGAGUUCCACGAUUUCACAACUCAACUAUACGCAAGUAUCGACUCUUCUUUAGAUCCUUACGAUAAUGGCAGUUUUGGAAGAUACGAAUUUUACUUGUUCAGUGUUGGCGUUGGGAUUGGAAUUGCCGUUCUUGGUUUGAUUUGCGCUCUCCGUGGAUUGAUGGAGAAAAAAUACGGCGCACUUUCUAUGACCGCACUGCAGGCGCUCUGGGCAUUCCACUUACUGGUAGCAACAUCUCUUCUGGCUAAAAGCUUGUCUACAUACGAGAAAAAGGCGUAUGAGGGAGGAACAAUGUCGCUAUGCAAAAUGUGGGAUCAAUCAGAAGGUUACAAGGAUUACGACUUCAACUGUAGUCAAAUAUAUGGCGCAGUGGUGUGUGGUUUCAUUGCAAUGGCAUUGUUCGCCAUGGACACGGUCAUGUCUAUGGUUGCCUUUAACCGGGCUCAAUUGUAACCUUUAAAAACCACUUUUUCAAUAAAUUUAAAUGCAUGCUCUUUAAUGAAAUAGCUCAAUGUAUACGGCAUAGAUUAGUUUGCAUCUGGUGUAUUUGUUUGCACUGUCUAUCGUGGAUAGGUAUGUAUUCUACAAAAUAUGGUGAAGUUAUUGCACAGCUUAGCCGGGCAGGAUUGUUUAGGAACAUUAAAUUACAAACGAAUAGUGAUUUUAAGUUCAAUAAAAUAGAGAGAAA
Dendronephthya gigantea is the source of this 897-nucleotide messenger RNA. RefSeq lists its product as uncharacterized. The record is from RefSeq and is a predicted model, not a curated record. Gene Ontology annotation, cellular component: membrane. Bases 117 to 662 code for a protein of 181 amino acids. Lineage: Eukaryota; Metazoa; Cnidaria; Anthozoa; Malacalcyonacea; Nephtheidae. The transcript is spliced from 5 exons.